Puntigrus tetrazona (Sumatra barb) is the source of this 4784-nucleotide messenger RNA. It is a transcript of the gene tgfb2, whose product is annotated as transforming growth factor, beta 2. Gene Ontology annotation, biological process: transforming growth factor beta receptor signaling pathway; SMAD protein signal transduction; regulation of cell population proliferation. The coding region runs from base 803 to 2038 and encodes 411 amino acids. Lineage: Eukaryota; Metazoa; Chordata; Actinopteri; Cypriniformes; Cyprinidae. Gene Ontology annotation, cellular component: extracellular region. The record is from RefSeq and is a predicted model, not a curated record. Gene Ontology annotation, molecular function: type II transforming growth factor beta receptor binding; growth factor activity; type III transforming growth factor beta receptor binding. The transcript has 7 exons.
GGGCGUUAGGACCUGGCCGCAGUGCUGAAGAGGAACGCUAUUUACACCGAAGCGCUCGGUAAACCCUCGCGCUGACGAAUCCCUCGGACUCACCGUGAUGACCACAACCACGUGGUGAAGUCGGUCCUAUAUAAAUCUCUCUCUCCAACCGGCUGCCUUCAGAUGUGCAUGCGUGCGCUGGCACGGGGACCGUUGUUUUCCACCAGAAGGAACAGAGGAGUGCGUAAACCGAAAAGGAGGUCUCUUUUGGUAGUUUACCCCAUCGUCGGGCAGCCUCAGGACGCGUUUUCGUUUUUUUCAGCAUCUGCUGGAGGAGGAGAGGCGAUGCGCCUUGCGGAGUGAGCAGAGGCUUUUCCUGGACCUCCACAUCUUCUCACGCGCGAGAGGCAGGCGUGAUUGCGCGGCGCUUUGGAGAGAGCUCGCGGCGCUCUGAUGCGGUGGAGGUGCGCGCAAAAAGCCCGCAGGCGACGCGUCUGUCAAAACAAGAGCUUUGCGAAGCAGAAACUUUUGACGGCCCAAUCGAUGGCUCUUUUAGCGCCCCGCGACUCCGUGCACUUGCUAUGAAGUGAUCUGGAAUGAAGAUCUCAGUUUCUCUCCCGCAUAUAUCGGAUCUGACAGCCCAUUUCUCGCUGGCGCCUCGGAUGGAUUUGCAGGUACAGUAAACACAGACGUUUGCCGUUGAUGAUAGCGUGCGCAAAAAGUUAAAUCUGGCUUCGCCAUCGAAAUGAUCGGGCUUCUGCGUCACUUCAUUCAUUAAUUAGCAUUUUCAAACUCGCUUCGGCUUCGAAAACAAAAGCGCAAAAUGAACUGGUGCGUCUUGAGUCUCCUUCUGACCUUGGAUUUAGCCACGGUGGCCGUCAGCUUAUCCACAUGCAGUACUCUGGACAUGGAGCAGUUCAAAAAGAAGCGGAUCGAGGCCAUCCGCGGUCAGAUCCUCAGUAAACUCAAGCUGAGCAGUCCUCCCGAGAUCUACCCCGAGCCCGAGGAGGUGUCCCGGGACAUCAUCGCCAUCUAUAACAGCACACGGGACCUGCUGCAGGAGAAAGCCAACGAGCGCGCGGCCACCUGCGAGAGACAGCGCAGCGAGGAGGAGUACUACGCCAAAGAAGUGCACAAGAUAGACAUGCAGCCCUUCUACCCCGCAGAGAAUGUCAUCUCUCCAACACAUUACAACCCGUACUUCAGGAGGCUCAGGUUUGACGUGAGCUCAAUGGAGAAGAACGCCUCCAACCUGGUGAAGGCAGAGCUCAGGAUCUUCAGGCUGCAGAACCCAAAGGCCCGUGUGUCUGAGCAGCGGAUUGAGCUCUACCAGAUUUUAGGUCACAAGGACCUGACGUCUCCCACGCAGCGCUACAUCGACAGCAAGGUGGUGCGCACCCGAACGGAGGGAGAGUGGCUGUCCUUCGACGUGACGGAGGCCGUCAGCGAGUGGCUGCUGCACAGAGACAGAAACAAUGGAUUCAAGAUCAGCCUGCACUGUCCCUGCUGCACAUUUGUGCCGACAAAUAAUUACAUCAUCCCCAACAAGAGUGAGGAGCUGGAAGCGCGCUUUGCAGGCAUAGAUGACAGCUUUGUGCACGGCGGGGACCUGAAGAUGUUUAAGAAGCGUCGUCACAGCGGUCAGUCUCCACACCUGCUGCUGAUGCUGCUCCCGUCUUACCGUCUGGAGUCACAGCACAAGAGCCACAGACAGAAACGUGCUCUGGACGCCGCCUUCUGCUCCAGGAAUGUGCAGGACAACUGCUGUUUACGCUCUCUCUACAUCGACUUUAAGAAGGACCUGGGCUGGAGGUGGAUCCACGAACCCAAAGGUUAUAACGCCAACUUUUGUGCUGGAGCCUGUCCUUAUCUUUGGAGCGCAGACACCCAGCACAGCAACAUCCUUGGCCUCUAUAACACCAUCAAUCCAGAAGCGUCCGCAUCUCCUUGCUGCGUGUCUCAGGAUCUGGAACCCCUCACAAUCCUUUAUUACAUCGGAAAAACCCCCAAAAUUGAGCAGCUCUCCAACAUGAUUGUCAAGUCCUGCAAGUGCAGCUAGGAACCGAUCGGCUCCGUUUCCGAGAACACGCAUUCACUCGAACAAACACACAGUAAUUUAAAACCCAAUCACAUGCGCGUGCCGGGCAGUCCUACAGACUCUCGCAUCUGAACGUGUGAACUUGUCCUGGAUACGGCCCCGCCGGCAUGCGUCACAUCACCCGCUCGUCACUCUAUGGAUGUGAGUUUGGCAAACACUGGAAGUACGUGAUAGGUGUCUAUAUGUGAAGCAAGAGGAAGAGAAAAUCCCUUGUUCCAUUUAUUUCAAACCAACACUUCUGUUUUUUUUUGUGUGCUGUUGUCGAUUUUGUUUCCCUCAGUAAUACAGAUAUUGUUUGUUUGGUAAUAUAUAAAACCCAUGAUAUUGUUCACCGAUACUGGUGAAGAGCUGAAAACUUCUUGCAAACAGUUGACUCAAAUGAACUUUGAGUUUGGUGUAAAAUAAGUGUUUUUGUAUAGGAGCUGGCAACAGAAAGGGGGGUUGAAAUAUUCCGGAAAGUUAAUGCAGGACUCAGAAAGACAUAGUUUAAACCACCUUGCAUGGUGUAAAAAAAGGCCAAGACCAAUAAGCCGUGUUGUUCCACUGCGAACAGAAACAUUCUCUACACAAAUACGCAAUUGCACACGCAAAUGCUGCAAAGCAAAACCAUCGCAUUUUUGUAUCACUGUGGCAGAAACAAACACAGUUUCCAUCUGCACCAUUAAUACAAAUGCUUUAUUAUGCAGAUAGCUGGAUAUAAACAUGCUCAGAAAGAUUCUCUUCAAACCGUUGCUCUGCCAUGACAUUAUCGGACCUGGAAGAGAAAAGUAUGCUAGUCCACUGUAGCGCCCCUGAGAAUGCAACGUGUACUUGUGAUAUUUAGUUGUGUUUCAGAACUUAACAGCGUGUGAAUCUGAGCUUGCAAAGCAAGAAGUGUUUAUGAUUAUGUACGUAUAUGUGGAAGAACGUUAAACGCCUUAUUCUAUGAAUUUAUGUUAGCUAGCUCUUAUUCUUGACACAGAUCAUUUGUAAACAUCACAACGACACCUGCGAAAAAGCCCCAGGCAGAAACGCCGCCUGUAACGCAUGCCUGAAAGUGAGUUGCUUUAGGAUUGGCAGAGAACAGUCUUUACUGUAUUUAAGGUGACUCUGUUACUCUGUGUACUGAGUAAUAUUAAUUAACUACAUGUACUUACUGUAGUAGGGUUAAGUACGUGCGACUACGCCACCUAAAAUAGUGUUUGCACUGUUUGCAUGGUUUGAAAACAAUUCACAAAUUAAAACAGCAUAAUGACCAGAGCAUGUUGUGCCUGGUUAAACUGGAAUACAGGUGGCUAGCAAAAAGCAUGCUGACUUAUUUUUAUUUCACCCACGGUCCCUUAUUAGAGGAGGUGAAGCUGUGAUGUCACCAACUCAACAGCGUUGAAAGGAAGUGAUGUCUUCAGACUGGUACAGAGACCGAGGCGAGGGCAGGUCAUUUGCAGUAGCUAUGUUUACAUGCACUAAUCGAAAAGAGUCCAGUACGAAUUAGAUUCUCGAAUCUCUUUUUACGCUGUUUAACUUAUUUGUUAACGCGCGUUAUUACAUUAAUUCCAAGCAAAAAUAUGGUAACCUUUUAUUUUCUGAUUUAGACAUUCUUCUAACAGUAAGUAGCUUUGUAACUACGUCAACUAGCGGUCGUUAGAGUAUUAGUAGAAUAUCUUUUAUUAAGAAAAAAAUGAAGCAUGUAAAGCACCCCUUUAAAUUCUAUCGAAAUUUUGGUAGCACUUUAGAAUAGGUAACAUGUUAUGAAUGUUAACUAUCAGCUAAUAUUUUUCCCUCAAUAAAUUCUUAAUUUGCUUCUUAUUAAUAGUUAGUGCGGUAGUUGUUAAGUUUAGGUAUGAGGUAGGAUUAGGGAUGUAGAAUAAUGGCUAAUAUUAUAGUAAUAUGCAUGCUAAUAAACAACUAAUAGGUAUAACCAUGAAAUUAUUUUUUUGUUGAAUCGUUUCAAUGAAGGCUUUUUACUCCAGUCCAAUUGAAAAAUGGAUCAUUUGGGUGCAUGUAAACGUAGCUAUUGAUGUGAGAAGAGUGAGCAGCUUUAGUAAAGUCAGAGAUUUUGAUUAAAGGAUUUGAAGAAUGUGAGCAGACGUAUAAUGGACGUGUAAGUGAGAGAUGGUAACAUCCUUUGAGCAUGUUGUGCAGAGGCCAGCUUGACGAACGCACUGCAGCCGCCGCUGACGAUGACGUCUAUAACGCUUAUCAUGGAGAAAAGGUUUCUACGCAUCUCAAAAGUGUCGUCCUAAAUUUGUGAUUUUGUUUUCUCUCAGAGAAAGUGAUCCUUUGUUACGAAGAAUUGCACUGACUAUUUUAUUUCUGCAUUUUUUGAUUUGUAACUUUUGUUUGUUGUUUUUUAUUCGUAGUUAUAGCUUCACCCUCAUAACGUGAGCUGAUGAUGUGAGUGGCUUCCAGGUGGAGGUUCCCCUUUUAACUAGUCCUUAUCUUAACCAGUGUUAGAGAGAAACUGGUGGCAGAUCAGAUUAAAAGAGCAACGUCCGUUUUUUUAGGUGACACUUAUUUUAUUUGUAUUAGGGCAAGAAAGCCAGUGGACUUCCUGCGGACACAGGAAGUGGAAGGAGACACCAGCAUUGUCACACUAGAGCUGUUUAUUGUUAUUGUUGUCUAUGAUGAUGAUGGUGAUGAUGAUGUUGAUAUUGUUGACCCACUAUGAUGUAUUGUAACACAUUACUGUUGUGGUGCUCUAGUGGUAAAUAAAUUAUUUAAGUGACGA